Messenger RNA from Suillus paluster, 763 nucleotides. Its product is annotated as Vps51/Vps67-domain-containing protein. Gene Ontology annotation, cellular component: EARP complex; membrane; GARP complex. The coding region runs from base 82 to 681 and encodes 199 amino acids. Lineage: Eukaryota; Fungi; Basidiomycota; Agaricomycetes; Boletales; Suillaceae. Gene Ontology annotation, biological process: endocytic recycling; Golgi vesicle transport; Golgi organization. The transcript has 4 exons. The record is from RefSeq and is a predicted model, not a curated record.
GCUCGCGUUAAUGUAAAUGAUCGGAAUGGCCUUCGAUACCGCUGUGAUACGCAAUCACCGGUGCCGACACCUUGUAUAGUCAUGUCCACCUCACAGUCUACACCGUCAUCGCCAACGGCCCAACGAGUAAAGUCUGUCUCUAGAGUACUCUCGUCUCCGUUGCGACCUACGUCUUCUCCAAGUCCUUCAACCUUGAUUCCGUCCAAUUCUCGCCGAUCCUCACUUGGUGUCGGACAAACGUCUGGCACAAAACCACCUACAGGGCCUGUUCCAAAGACACGCGCCAGAGAUCUCUUAAGGAAGCACUAUGGUCUCGGAGUAGGUCCACCAACGCCUUUGCCUGGGAGGUCAAACGAUCCCAUGGAUUUGGAUUCUACAACGUUUGAUGCAAAAUCAUAUUACGAACAACUCAUAACCACAUCAUCUCUGUCUGCUUUACUGAAGCGGGAGAACGACCUACUGACAGAAAUACGACAACUUGAUGGCGAGAGGCAGUCGCUGGUUUACAAUCACCAUCAUGAACUGAUUGCAGCCAGUGAUACCAUAGCCGCAAUGAAGACUCGAGCCGAGGGCUUGGAUGCAGACCUUGACCUGCUUAAGGCAGCGUUCUCAGAGAUAUCCCGGUUGGGCGCUAAAGUCUCCGUUGAGAAGCAUCCUUCCGAUAUCAAUCCCAACCAAUGACAUGCGCCCCGGCCGUUGAACAUGCGAACUCUGACCCGCAAAUCACCAAAGAUACAUGACAGCAAGAUAUGGAGCAUUUUAU